This is a messenger RNA of Daphnia carinata, 3385 nucleotides long. RefSeq lists its product as uncharacterized. The coding region runs from base 226 to 3153 and encodes 975 amino acids. The transcript is spliced from 11 exons. Lineage: Eukaryota; Metazoa; Arthropoda; Branchiopoda; Diplostraca; Daphniidae. The record is from RefSeq and is a predicted model, not a curated record.
CAACGUCUUGCUCUUACGACUUACAGCUGUGACGUAAAAGGGAGGUACAGUAGAGUACUUUACCCACGUUUUUCGAAUCCCUCGUUUAACACGAACAUAGGUUCUACACUAAUUUGAUCACCUAUUUCUAAGAAAAGCGCCAAUUUCAAUCGUAAGACUUAUAUUUUACUAGAGUGAGCCACAAACACUUGGCGGCAGUAAGCUCUUGUCUUCGUUGAAAAGAAAAUGGUGAGCGUAAUCGGGAAAGAAAUGGUUCCCUAUGAUACUAGUCGCCAACGUGAGCCUUCGUCUCAAAGCAGUUCUUCGUCAAUUGUUAUCGAUUCCAGUCCCCCAACUGAAGAAGAAAAUUCAAAUGCUGUUGCCAGGUUGAGUGAUUUUAUCAAUUCCAGCGAUUCAGACCAAUCAUUGCAAGAAACAAUAGCAAACAAACCAAGAAAGUUGGAUUUGCUAGAUACAAUUGAAGAUAUCGAUGAAGUAGACCCUGAAUGUGUCAAGGAAAUCUUAGAGGACCACAAAAACUAUCCACCCCAACACAGGCCUGGAGAUCCAGAAGAAAAUCCUGCCACACGAGAGAAAUUGAAUUACUUCUUAAAGGUCCUUGAGCUCAAGAUCGUAAAGUACAGUAAAUUGGCAAAUUGCAGAAUCCCUCAGUCCCUAAAAAACAUUCCUAUAGCCUUGAGCUAUGAAACAUUCAUAACUUUGUAUUGGCCUGGUGCAAUGAGCUGCUGCAAAAAGCUUUACAAGAGCUCACACAAAUAUAGUGCUCAUUACUACAAGCAACAUGUACCACAGAUAAAAAUUCCAUCACCGUCACUUAAUCUUGGUUGCAUCUCAGCUACGCCACCCGAAGACGACAUGAAUGAAACGGAAACAGUGGGCAAAACUUCUACAACUUCCCAGUUGGCCACAGCUCAUUUGUAUUCGGACAAUAGCAGUGACAUAGUCUCCCUACCUGACGAGUUCGACGAUAAAAGUCUUCCCACUAAGGAAAGCGUCCCAAACUUCCGACAGGCAAUGGCGUCACAAUCACUGACUAACCGACCCAGUACAUCAGGCGAUUUCACCGGUUUAGUUGCCCGGAAACGCAAAACGCUAAGUCCGUCAAGUCGUCCUGGCCCGUUAAGUUACAAGCAGCCUAAACUAAACCACACAAUUGCUACGAUAGAUUCUUCAGUCGAGUCCGGAGAUGAAAGAAGUUCUAGUCGUCCUAAAAGAACACGUAAAAGAUGCAGUAGUCAUGAGGCUUUAGGAAAUAAAACUGAAGAACAAAUGGGUGAAUUAGAACGUGAUCAAAUGAAAUAUGAACCGCAGCAUGAACCAGGCGCACCUGAAAACUUUAUUGCAACUUCUGAACGCCUUAGAUACUUUGCCGAAGUACUAGCUCUCAAGCUCGGGAAGUAUGGACAUCUGAAUAUCCCGCGUCAAGCUAGUUCUUCCACGCACAUUCCGCUAGCACUCAGUUUGGCAGGGUUUGUGCAGUAUUAUUGGCCCGGCAAAGUCAUUUGUUGUGGUCUGGUGAGGGACAAUUCUCAUGUGUUGGAGAAACACAUCAAUCGAUCUCAUCGUCCGCCAAAACCAGGUCCAUCCUUGGCUGUUGUUACGCCGCAGAUAGAUUCCUCCAUUGUUAAUGAUGCUGAAACAGACUCUGCAGAUAUUCGUCAAACUAAAAUAACCAAUUUUCUAUGUCCUAAAGGUACCAAAAGCGAAGUGUCAGAUAGACCAAGCUCAAAAAGCCCUCCUGGUUUUCAAGCGGACCAACACAAAUUCCCGCCGCAGCACAAGCCAGGAGAACCGGAAGAUUUUUGCGCGAAUCAAGAGAGUAUUGAUUAUUUCGUGGAGGUAUUGACAAUCAAAAGAGAAAAAUAUGCCAGCAUAGUUCCAAUCAAAGAGAAACCCUUAAGUAGCAAUUGGACAGAAUUUGUUCUUCACUAUUGGCCGGGAAUGAUGGACUGUUGUGGCCACAUUUUUACCUCAUGCAAAGAAUUUCAAGCCCAUUUUACCUCUUCACAUUUACCGCCGAAAAAGAUUCCUUGCCCGAAAAUUAUCGAUCCGUCCACAGCCAUUCCUGGACCAGCAUUAAAAUCUGAAGUACCUCCUCCGCCAAUCCCAUCUGUUGCGACUUCACCUGUGUCAAGUUUGUCACCAUCUCUGGGCAAAAAACGGUCCCGGGAUCAAUUAGCCAUCGAGUCGGCUACCUCUCGUAACGUGGAUUCGACUAGUCAGCUUCCGUCACGUGCAUCGAUUCCAUCUCACCUUCUAAUGAUUAAUUCCAUCCAAGAAGAAGCCCGUAAAUUACGCUCACAAACUGCGCUGGUGAUGACAGUGUCAGCUCUAUUGCCUCUACUCGAGCGCUUGUUGGAAUUGUCCGGUUCCAUCGCGAAUCGAAUUCGAGGUGCGAUGGAGCCCGAUACCAUUCCGCACGCACUCGAAUGCCUCGAGUAUGUGUGGCAUGCAUCCAAAGUGGCCAUUGUUCGUUGGGAAGACCUUAAGGGCAGGUCUACUCGCGAUCCCUGCCUCAGUGCUGUUCAGUACGCCUAUGGAACACUUCCUGUCUUCACCAAUUGGGAGCAGAGCAAACACUUGGAAAUGCUGGAACACGUCGUUUUACUAACCCACAACGCAGUCAAGAAUUGGCAGCCUCCGCCUUCUAGCCCCGAAGCGAAUAUGGCCGUCCGUCAGUCCAGCAUUCGGCGCCAACGUUCGAUCAAAGCAAUAAAGACUGCAGACGUGGUUAUGUCAACAAUUCAAGAGCCAUCAGAGGAGAAGAAUGGGCCUACCUUGGCGUCGACAUCAUCCAACGCAUCAACUUCUGUUCCUACUACUGAUAAAGACGCACCUAACCAAGAAGGGAAAGAAAAGACGUCGAAUGCAUUGUUGGAUUUUUGCCGCUUGGCUAACAUCUCUACGUGGCACAACACCAAAGCGAGGAGUGCGACGGGCUACAGGGAUGACAACGGCGACUAUCACGCUAUGUACCGCUACGGUAUAGGGAAAGCCAUCAAUCUUUAUUGCCCGCCCGAUGUAACUCAUCUCAGGUGCUGUGGAAAGGUCUUUGAUCUUGCACGCUUGAAAACUCACGUGAUGCAGUGCCAUGAAGCCAAUGGCCAAAGCAAUCGAACUGAGCCAUCCAUCUCGCCCGUCUGGAUGAUCUAAUUUAUCAGUUUUUCUCAUCAUCUUCUGCAUCGGGUAAGAAUUUCACUACAUGACACAUUCCUCAAUCCAUAAUACUGUUAUGGUUAUGUCUGUUACAUUUCUAUGGCAGAGGCAUCAAAUAUUCAACCAAAUACUCAGGUGUCAAUUGUGAUGAAACGUUUUGGUUUUCCAGUUUUUUAUAUAAUAAUCAAGACAUCAAGUAAAAUGUUAGAAAUAAAUACACGUUCCAAGA